UUUGUUGCGGGGCGCGUCGGCUGGCGUCUACCGCUGGCGCGUGCUUUUGGACUUUUCAGAGGCGGCCCGUGUCUACAGCCCUUGCGGCCGCGCGGGCGAAGAGCCUUGGCUGGGCCGCUUCCGCUGGUUUCUGAGACAGUGUCGGACGCCUUCGGCAGGCUAACCACGCGGCGGUUUAUUGAUUGCACCGCGCAGCCCAACUUUGCGCCUGUUCUCUAGUAUCUUACAGGCCGCUAGCUAGAAACAUAAUUUCGCAUUGCAGGGGCCUCCAAGUCCACAGGCUUGACAGCAUUGCCGCCUUGUACUACGGCACGUACUCGACGCAGUAGGCACCAGAAGCGGCGCACGUCGAGUUUUAUUGCGAAUUCGCACACCCAGCACAGCUUUGCCCAAGCUGAGCCUUCAGGUCACCGCUGUGAUGCCGGCCGACGAGCCCGCCGCCGCGACUUUUAGCUUCACGGCGACGGCGCCUGCGCCCGCCGCGGCUGCGCCAGCACCAGCGGCUCCGGCGUUUACCUUCGGCGCGGCGGCUCCGGCGCCCGCACCCGUGGCGGCAGCGACGCCAGCGUUCACGUUUACGUUUGCCGCCGGCGCGCCCGCGCCCGCCCCGGCGGCUUCGACGCCUGCGUUCACCUUUGGUGCUGCAGCGCCCGAACCUGCGCCGGCUGCUGGCGGCCCGGCCUUUACCUUCGGGGCUCGGGCGAGCCCCGCGCCGCCGGCGCCUGCGCCUGCAGGUGGCCCCGCGUUCACCUUUGGAAUGGACUCCGACGAGGAAGAUGAUGAAGCUCUAGCGAGAAGGCUGCAGCGCGAGUGGGAGGAGGAGGCAUCGACGGGCACGUGGGAGACAGACGAGGCAUCGACGGAGUUGUCCCAACUGCCCUCGGACGACGAGGAGGAGGUGGCGACCGCUCGCCACCCCUGGGCCGAUUUCUUUCAUCAUGGGGACGUGCAUGUGAGCCGCUUGGAGUCUCUGUACGACGUGAACGUCCGUGUAAUUCAAAGCGAUGGUGCUUGGAGCGCGCGCGCGCUAGACCGCGGCCUCACAAAAGUGGAACAGAAUCCCGCGGUAAUGCGAGCCGUUGAGGCAGUCGGCGCCAGAAACGUCGCAAGCUUUACGUCGCCCGAGUGUGACACCCCAUUGCUUCAUUGGGCAGCGAUUGCCGGGAAGGUCGAGUGCGUGCGCGUUCUGCUGCACCACGGCGCCGACAUCGAGGCGCGCAGCGGCGACGGUUGCACGCCGCUGUUUUAUAGCGUCCCCAACGGCGAGCCCGCGGUGGCCCGCGUCCUGGUCGCCGCCGGCGCCGACAUCGACGCCGUGAACGUACAUGUCAUGACACCACUCGGAAGCACGGUCCAAUACGGCCAGCCCCACCUGGCGCACGUGCUGUUGAGCCUGGGCGCGAUAUUCGACAUGGCUAUGGCCGACCGGGCCAAGGCCAUCUAUAUGACCGAGCAACCCGACCCGGACAUGCUGGACGGCGUCGUCGAGGCCCACGCAUUGCACAAAAGGGUCCGUGACGCGGGCGGUAGCUACAAAAAGUACCUGCUCGCGACGCGGAUGCCCCUCGUCGUGCUGCGGCGUCUUGCCGCAUCGAAACGCGCCGUGCCUCGACCGGACUGCCCGCCGAUCUACAAGCGCCUCUUCCCGCGCGCGGCGCCGCUCGAUUCCGAGGAGGAGGACGAGACGCCGGUGCGGGACAUUAUUCCGCCGCCGGACAUCCCGGACGAGGUCUUCCUGCGCAUCCUCGGGUUCUGGUACACCGUAUGA
Molecule: messenger RNA, 1768 nt
Organism: Pelagomonas calceolata
Lineage: Eukaryota; Pelagophyceae; Pelagomonadales; Pelagomonadaceae
Source: the annotation of a GenBank genome assembly